This is a messenger RNA of Rhododendron vialii, 3637 nucleotides long. Its product is annotated as basic leucine zipper 23-like. Gene Ontology annotation, biological process: regulation of transcription by RNA polymerase II; DNA-templated transcription. NCBI's taxonomy places the organism in Eukaryota, Viridiplantae, Streptophyta, Magnoliopsida, Ericales, Ericaceae. Bases 429 to 1202 code for a protein of 257 amino acids. Gene Ontology annotation, molecular function: DNA-binding transcription factor activity, RNA polymerase II-specific; RNA polymerase II cis-regulatory region sequence-specific DNA binding. The transcript is spliced from 2 exons. The record is from RefSeq and is a predicted model, not a curated record.
UCUUCUCUUUGAACAUUCUUCGUUCAUAGCUUUUCCUCCACUAAAAUGGCGCUGUUUUUCACCCAUUAUUAUUAGCCUUCCUUUCUCAUUUUUUAGGGUAUAAAACUCAUAAUUUCCCUCUCAACACCGCCUCUCGGUUUCCAGGAUUCCACAAUUCAAAAAUUCAUGCAUCAGCCCCUUGCGAAGAGGAACUGGAAUUAACUGGAUAAGAGAGGUCUCAAUUGAAACUUCAGCGCCUUUGCUUCUCUCUACGAUUUCUAUCGGUUUGGGUGUUUUUGAACACCCAACUUGAGCUUUCUAAGGCCCUUAUAUGUAACCAGUAUCCACGUUGAGAAAGCAGAGCUAAUUGUCAUCUGGGUAUAGGCCAAAAUAUUGGAUUACAGAUUCUAGAUUCUUUGUCUUGUCUUUUGGUGGUAUCUUGAGUUGCAAUGGAUGACGGAGAGCUUGAUUUCUCAAACCUAGAAAUGUUCUCAUGUCCAGACUUUGGUGAUCUUCCAAGCAGUCCUAUGGACAGCUUUUUCAACGAGAUUCUGAAUGAUACACACGCCUGCACUCAUACCCACACUUGUAACCCACCGGGCCCUGAUUUCCCACAUACCCACACUUGUAUUCACUUGCACACCAAAAUCCUCUCCCCUCCAAACGAAUAUUCAGCUUCCCCUGACAAUACAGCGGAGUCCGCUGAUAAGAAAUCAAAGAAACAUCCAUUGGGUAAUCGGGAAGCUGUGCGAAAGUAUCGCGAGAAGAAGAAGGCUCGCACUGCUUCGCUAGAGGAUGAAGUUGUGAGAUUGAGAGCUUUGAAUCAGCAACUGAUGAAGAGAUUGCAAGGGCAGGCAGCUUUGGAAGCUGAGGUUGCACGGAUGAAGUGUUUGCUUGUGGAUAUCCGGGGCAGGAUAGACGGAGAAAUCGGGUCUUUUCCUUAUCAGAAGCCUGGAAAAGGUAGUUACUUGUAUCAAAACAUGGCUACUCCAAAUUUGCCUGGUGCAUAUGUGAUGAAUCCCUGUAGUAAUAUGCAAUAUAGUAAUAAUCAAGUUUACUGCCUUCAUCCGGGGGUGGCGGAAAGAAGUGGGGAAGGUGAGGCAUUAAAUGGUCAACACUUCAGUGGUUGUGAGUUUGAGAAUCUGCAGUGUCUUGGGAACCAAAAUGCUGGAUUGACGGAGUUUCCUAGUUGUGGACUUGGAUGUAGUCUCGACGGUGGAUAAUUCUCAUGCAAACAAGAGAAACGGUGAAAUUUACUGGUAUUUUAUAUGUUUGCUCCAUUCUCGUAUAGGUUGUUAAUAUACUUCUUACCAAACUCAAGCUUGAUUUCUUUUGAGGAUAUAGGCUUGCGUGACUUGUAGCAGUCUCACCUGUUGGUAUUUUUUCAUGUUGAUCAUAGAGCAUGUUUUCUUGAUUUCUAUUCGUUAAUGCUAUAUGACUUCCUUAACAGCCUGCAUGUUGUUCCUGGUGCAAUGCAAAUGUUUUGUGGAGUGAUUUAACAUAGAGACAGUUUUAGUGGAAGUGGAGUGUGAUAGUUUGAUUGGACAUUCGAAUUCCACAAUAACAGGCUUAGUACUAGAUUUCCAUAGCUCUACAGUCUCUUUUAUUUCGUCUGUUUUGAAUGCAUUUUGAUUUGCAUGUGCUAUGGUUUCAACUUAAUCCAUGUCUUAUCGAUAACAAUUCUGUUUAAAUUUUGCAUUAUUCUUACGAACUUCUACAUUGCGUGAGGGCCUCUUUGUCUUUACUUGCAUGCGGUAUGUUUUUCAAAAGAUUAUGGGAAAUUUUGCUGACUGCUGAAAAAGAUAAUUGAAGGAUCAAGGACAGCGCUUGGAUUUUAGGUGCCCCUGCAUUACUUACUACCAUGUGACUGAAGAGUAAUCUUUUCUUAAGUGAAAGGAUGGAAACUUGAAAUUCAGUCCGAUGUCUUGAUUUAUCAUAGCUUGUCAUUUGUUAGUGAUCAUCAUUGUUUUCAUGCUGUUAGGAAGGACUUGUACAUCACCAGCUAUUUGAAGAGCUAAUCAAAAUAUAGAGAUUUCUUUUUCUGGAGGAUACAAGAUUAUUAGACAAGUGCAGUUUUGCGAAGUUCAGUAUCGUUUUUCCUUCCAGUCAGCUCAAGUUUAGUACUUUGGGUUUCAGAGCUGAGUGUCUGAUGUACACAGAUCAACAUAACUCUAUGUUCUUUGUUUUUCUAGUCAGUGUUGAUGACUUGACUGUAUUCAGUUUCGAAAUAGAGAUAAUGGUUGGUAGCUCUUUGACUCAAAAUUCUAGUGAAUCAUUCCAUUUCAAUGUCCAAUUGUUCGGUAUUAGGUUCCAUUUUGUUCGCAUCAUUGUUUCCUUUUGAUGUGGCAUCAAUAAUUGCAUGUGAAAAAGAGCUAGAUGACAUAGUAGGCACCGCGCACCACAUGAAAUGCUACCCUAAUGUGAUUCCCAUAUUUUGUCAUAGAAUUCUGGGUUUGCUCUCUAGGAAGUAAAUCUACUAGUGGCAACAGGGAAGUAGGUUUAACAUCCCGGGCCCUCGACAGUUUUGUAGAUUUCUAGAUCGUGAGUUUUGAAUUGUUGACCACAUUGCCUGGUACGUUGGGAAAGCACCGGAUUAUUUUGGGAUAAAAACAAUCCUUCUUGGAAAAAAGGAAGGAGAAAAACAAGAGAUGUUGAUUUAUACUAUAUAUAGUAUAUUCCUUGGUGAAUUAUUCAAAAUUGAAUAAAGACAAAAAUAUAAGGCAUGGAUUUUUAAGCUGAACCACCCCUAACGUUACAUAGGGAAUGAUGCAACGGUGUGCCUUUAAUCUGGGUUUUUGAUGAUUCUCCUCUUCACCCAGGGAGCUUAUCGUAAAAAUGGGCCUCCAUGUGGGCCCAAAAAUCCAGAAUGGAUCAUCAAUCCCCAGCAAUGGGCCCUUAUAUUUUGAUCAAUUGUGGAUUGUUCCUUAUUCCUUCGUUCAGUCCAGUUAAAUAAAUAAAACCAGAAAAGAUUUGACCAAUCCAACAAAAUUCAUUUCGUUCUCAUCUCAACUAUAUGGGAAAAUGACGACUCAGAACGUGUUUUGAUAAUUAAUACCUAUUAAGAACAUGUUGAGAAUAUUUGUUAAUAUUAAAAAUAUCCAAUACUAAUUAUUAAAACACAUCAUUGACCUUUAUUUUCCCCAACUAUAUAUAUUCGAUAUGGACCGUAACUCCGAAAAAUGAACAUAUUCGUGACUUCUCAAUGUCUAUAAGAAGUGACUUAAUCAAACAAAAAAUAUGGAGUAUCAAUCAAAUCACACAUCAUGUAUUAUGUACUAGUACAUCCCAAAAGAGAGUACAAAACGCUAGUAUCACAUGAUAACACAAGCAUCAGUAUUAUCGUCACUGAAGGCCGUGGUGUACCGGACUUCAAAAGAGGUAGCACGUGCGAGGCUUUGAACCUGUGGAUCGUCUGAUUUCCGGACGUACCCGGGCGGGGCCUUCUUGUCGUAAACACCGGGAGCGUAAGGAUGAGCCACCUUGUCGUAAGCCACGUAGGGCCAGAGCUCGGCCUUCUUGCCCGUCCGAUGAGCCACGCGGGCCAGCACCUUGGCGGGCUCCACAUAACCGACGACGGUCAGCUUGUUCUGCUUGGGAUCCACCUCCACCGUCUUCACUCCUUUCAUCCCUUCCACGGAUCUCCUCAACUUCCUCUCAC